Molecule: messenger RNA, 1464 nt
Organism: Dromaius novaehollandiae (emu)
Lineage: Eukaryota; Metazoa; Chordata; Aves; Casuariiformes; Dromaiidae
Gene: EPOR
Product: erythropoietin receptor
Exons: 8
Coding region: 138-1325 (395 amino acids)
Biological process (GO): cytokine-mediated signaling pathway
Cellular component (GO): external side of plasma membrane
Molecular function (GO): cytokine receptor activity; protein binding
Source: RefSeq, a predicted model, not a curated record
AGCCUGGGGGGGACAAGAGGCCCCGGACACCUGGGCCCCUCUGCAGCCUGGGGGGGGGCUGAGAGGCCCCCGGACGCCUGGGCCCCCGGGGGGGGGGUGUGGGUGCCGCCCGGACGCCUGGGCCCGGCGCAGCCGCCAUGCGGGGCCCCGGGGUGCUGCUGGCCCUGGGGGUGCUGCUGGCCGGGGCGCGGGGGGGCGCGGGGGGCACGGCCCCCCCCGGCGACUUCGACCUCGAAGCGUCGCUGCUGCUGGCGGCGGAGCCCCGCGACCCCAAGUGCUUCUCGCGGCGGCUGCACGACCUGACCUGCUUCUGGGAGAGCAGCGCCCGGCCCGACCCCCGGCCCUUCCGCCUCCAGUACCGCCUCGAGUCGGAGGCCUGGCGCUCCUGCCCGCUGGCGGCCGCCCGGACGCCCUGGAACACGUCGCGCUUCUCCUGCUCGCUGCCGCCCGCCGACGCCGUCGCCUUCGUCCCGCUGGAGCUGCGGGUGCUGCGGGCGCCCGGCCGGGCCCUGCUCAACCGCACCCUCCUCCUCGACCAAGUCGUGCUGCUGGGGCCGCCGGGGAACGUGUCGGCGGGGCCGGGGGGGGCGGCGGGGCAGCUCUGCGUGCGCUGGCAGCCCCCCCCCAGCCCCUACCUGGAGUCCAGCCUGGCCUACGAGGUGGCCGCCGCCGCCCCCGGCGCCCCCCCCCGCACGGUGUCGGUGCCGGCGGGACGCACGGAGCUGCGCGUGGGGUCCCUGCGUCCCCGCACCCCCUACACCUUCCGGGUCCGCGUCCGCCCCGACGGCGUCAGCUACGGGGGCUACUGGAGCGCCUGGUCGGCCCCCGCCACCGCCACCACCCCCCCCGAGUGGGACCCGCUGAUCCUGGCCCUCUCCUGCGUCCUGGCUCUCUUCGUCCUGCUCCUGGCCCUGCUCGGCCUCCUGGGCCACCGCAGGUCGCUGAAGCGGCGGCUGUGGCCGGCGGUGCCGGGCCCCGAGCGGGGCUUCCGGGGGCUCUUCAGCGACUACGGGGGCAACUUCCAGCUGUGGCUGUGCCAGGGCACCGGCCCCCCCGCCGGCCCCCCCGAGCCCGAGGCGCCCGCCAGCGCCCUGGAGGAGGUGGGCGCGGGGCCCCCCCCGGCCAAGGGGCCCCCCCCGGGCGCCCCCCCCGGGCCCUCGCCGGCCCCCAGCUUCGAGUACACCCUCUUCGACCCCGGCUCGGCCCUGCUGUGCCCCCCCGCGCCCCCCCCGCCCCGCCCCUACGCCAACCUGGCCCCCCCCAAGGGCCCCCCCCCGGCCGAGGGGGGCCCCCCCGCGCCCCCCCCCUACGUGCUCUGCUCCUAGCCGGGGGGGGGGGGACGCGGGGACGAGGGGCGGCGUCGCACGGGGACCCCGGCGCACGAGGACACCGAGGGGACACGGGACACGGGACACGGAGAGGACACGGGACACGGGAAGGACGUGUGACACGGGACACGGAGAG